This is a messenger RNA of Balearica regulorum gibbericeps (East African grey crowned-crane), 4011 nucleotides long. The record is from RefSeq and is a predicted model, not a curated record. NCBI's taxonomy places the organism in Eukaryota, Metazoa, Chordata, Aves, Gruiformes, Gruidae.
AUGGCACGACAGUUAAGAUUGCAUUUUGCUACCCAAAGAAGCAACACAGACCCAUUAUCGGAAACAUCUGAAGAUGUUUUGGAUAGUAAUAAUUGUAUGUACUUCAAAAAAUUGCAGAAUUCUGCACCUAAUAUUACACAAAUGAAACUGACUCCUAGACAAGUUGCUUAUGCACCUGUAAUGCAACAAGUAAGUAAUCAAGAGGAAAAUGCAACUAUUUCUUCAUUGCAAAUAAAAAAGAGCACCUCGCUGCACAUUUCUCUACAGUCUAGAAAGCAUAGUGGAAGUUUUCGGUCUGGUGAUGUGGUAGCUACUGGUGAAGACACUUCAUUCAUUGGUAUUGGUAAUGAAGGAAAUUGUGGUGCUAGAAUUGUGGUUGAUCAUCGAUCUAAUGAUAGCCUUCUGAGCAGUUCGGCUCUGUGCAAUGGCAGUCUUAGCAGUAUUGCAGCCAGUGACAGUGGAUCGUUCAGCAGUGCUGGCAGUGACUACGGAUCAUGUGCAAGUACCACAAGUGAUGGAGGUUCAUAUACUAACAGUGUCAUCAGUGACAGUGGUAGUGGCACUCUUUCAACAGGUGAUGGUACGUUCUGUAGUAGUGCUGUACAUGGUGAUUCUUCAUAUAGAAGCACUGCAAACAAGUAUAAUCCCUAUAGGAACAACUCAUCUCAGGAAAUUCUCUGUAGAAGUAAUACUACUUUUGACCAAGAUGUUUUGUCACUAGGGAAGAAAACUAAAAUUCCACUGCGACGUUGUUCAUCACUGGUUAUUUUCCCUAGGAGUCCUUCUAGUACUCCUCCAGCUUCUCCAGUAAGCUCAUGUCAACUACCACAUAGAGGCGCCUAUCAAACAUCCCAUAAACUAAUUAUUUCUCCUAGUGAGCUGGCACAAAAAGAAGAUCAAACUAUUGCCAAGGGAUUCCUCUCAACAGCAGUCAAUGGACUUCGACUGUCUAAAACAGUUUGUUCUUCUGGCGAAGUCAGAGACAUUCGACCACUUUAUUUGAAUACAUCAUUACAGGACAAAAGUAAAAUUUUGAAUAGUUCUGAGCAGGCAACUUGUGAAGAAGUACCUGAUGGCUUCUCAUGUAUUUCAGUGCAACUCACACAAGGAGCAUUUGCAUCAAGUAGUGAAAUGGUUAACGGCUGUUGCAGUCCAGAGUUAAAUCUGAACUCCAGUGCAAAAUACCCUCAUUUAAAACUGGCACGUAGCACAUCUGCAUGUUUACCCUCAGAAAUAGAUUCAGAAUAUCAGAUAAAUAUAAAUGAACUAGAAAGACCAAAUGUACAGAUGAGCAAACCCCACCAUGUUUUGCAAAGAAGUCUUUCGUUGGAAGGAUCACGUCAAAAAGUUUCUUGCUGUUUAUCCAGCCUUAAAUACAAGUGUCAUAGUGCAAGGACGUCUCAGUUGCACAUACAGUUCAAACCUGGGAAUGAAGGAAAAACUGGUGUUAAGAAAAGAUAUGGAACCUCUAAAAGGGAAAUGUCUAGCACCUCUUUGUGGAGGCCCGAUAAGACUCGAGAUGAUUUUCUUGGGCAAGUGGAUAUUCCUCUUUAUCAGUUACCGACAGAAAAUCCAAGUAUGGAGAGACCAUAUACAUUUAAGGAUUUUGUUCUUCAUCCAAGAAGCCAUAAAUCUAGAGUUAAAGGUCACCUUAGGUUAAAAAUGACUUAUUUACCUAAAAGCAAUGGGUCUGAAGAAGAAACCACAGAACAAGCUGAAGAAUUAGAGCCUGGGUGGAUUAUAUUGGACCAACCAGAUGCUGCUAGCCACAAACAGCAGCAGCAGGAAUCUCCUCCACUGCCCUCAGGCUGGGAAGAAAGGCAAGACAUCCUUGGAAGGACCUACUAUGUCAAUCAUGAAUUCAGAAGAACACAGUGGAAAAGACCAACUGCUCAGGACAACGUAGCUGUUGCAGAUAUUGGUACUGUGCAGUUGGAAGCCCAGCAUGUGUUCACUCAUCGGCGACAGAUAUCAGAGGAUACAGAAAAUGUAGACAACAGAGAUUCCCCCGAGAGCUGGGAAAUUAUAACUGAAGAUGAGGCAACAAUGUAUAGCAAUCAGAACCUUCAAAUACCUCUCUCGCAGAGUAAUUGUGAUAUACAGACUCAUCUUGCAGAAGAAUUGAAUACCAGACUUACUACCUCUGGAAGUUCAGCUACCAGCCAGUCAGCAGCCUACACUAACCAUUCCAGCAGAAGAGGUAGUCUGCAAACAUACAGAGUUGAAGAGCAGCCUGCACAUCCAGUGUUACUGCCUACUUCAUCUGGAUUACCACCGGGCUGGGAAGAACGACAAGAUGAAAAAGGCAGGUCAUAUUAUAUAGAUCACAAUUCCAGAACCACUACCUGGAUAAAGCCAGUUGUACAGAUUGCUACAGAAACAGGUCAGUUGUCAGCUACGCAAAGUAUUUCUAUAGGAAGACAACCACAAGCAACAUCAAGUGAUUCAUCACAACAGUCUUCUCAGCAGCAGCCUGAAGUGGAGCAAGGAUUUCUCCCUAAAGGCUGGGAAGUCCGACAUGCACCCAAUGGGAGACCAUUCUUUAUUGAUCACAAUACCAAAACUACAACAUGGGAAGAUCCAAGACUGAAAAUUUCUGCUCAUGUGAGGAGAAAGACUUCCCUAGAUCCAGUAGACCUGGGCCCAUUACCACCAGGGUGGGAAGAGAGAACUCAUACGGAUGGAAGAAUAUUCUUCAUAAAUCACAAUACAAAGAAAACACAAUGGGAGGAUCCUCGACUGCAGAAUGUGGCAAUAACUGGACCAGCUGUGCCUUACUCCAGGGACUAUAAACGGAAGUAUGAGUUCUUCAGAAAGAAAUUGAAGAAACAGAGCGAUAUUCCAAAUAGAUUUGAAAUGAAAAUUCAUCGCACAACAAUCCUUGAAGAUUCUUACAGAAGAAUUAUAGCUGUAAAAAGAGCAGAUUUCCUUAAAGCAAGACUUUGGAUUGAAUUUGAUGGUGAAAAAGGUUUAGACUAUGGAGGAGUAGCCAGGGAAUGGUUCUUCCUUCUCUCUAAAGAAAUGUUUAAUCCUUAUUAUGGAUUGUUCGAAUAUUCAGCUACAGAUAACUAUACUCUGCAGAUCAAUCCAAACUCUGGACUUUGCAAUGAAGAUCAUCUCUCUUACUUCAAGUUUAUAGGUCGUGUAGCUGGAAUGGCUGUUUACCAUGGCAAACUUUUGGAUGCCUUUUUUAUUCGUCCUUUUUACAAGAUGAUGCUCCAAAAACCUAUAACACUUCAUGAUAUGGAGUCUGUGGAUAGUGAAUAUUACAAUUCUCUGAGAUGGAUUCUUGAAAAUGAUCCAACAGAGCUGGACCUCAGAUUUAUAGUUGAUGAAGAACUUUUUGGUCAGACCCAUCAACAUGAACUGAAAUGUGGUGGAUCAGAAAUAGUUGUCACCAACAAGAACAAGAGAGACUACAUUCAUCUUGUAAUUCAGUGGAGAUUUGUGAGCAGAGUGCAGAAACAAAUGGCAGCCUUUAAAGAGGGUUUUUUUGAACUAAUACCGCAGGAUCUGAUUAAAAUUUUUGACGAAAAUGAGCUAGAGUUAUUAAUGUGUGGACUGGGAGAUGUGGAUGUGGCUGAUUGGAAACUACAUACAAAAUACAAAAAUGGCUACAACAUAAACCAUCAAGUAAUACAGUGGUUCUGGAAGGCAGUCUUAAUGAUGGAUUCUGAAAAGAGAAUAAGAUUACUUCAAUUUGUUACUGGCACAUCACGUGUACCUAUGAAUGGGUUUGCUGAGCUGUAUGGUUCAAAUGGGCCACAGUUGUUUACAGUUGAACAGUGGGGUACCCCUGAAAAACUGCCAAGAGCUCAUACCUGCUUUAAUCGCUUGGAUUUGCCUCCAUAUGACUCGUUUGAAGAUUUAUGGGAUAAACUUCUUCUAGCAAUUGAAAAUACUCAGGGUUUUGAUGGGGUUGAUUAAGACACAGACAAAAAUUGUAUCGGUCCAGUGCUGCAAUUUCUUUUUGAGGGUUUACAAACAAAUUUGAAUUUUCCAGGGACUACC